AGAAGAAGAAGAAGAAGAAGAAGAAGAAAAGACUAACAGGCAAUUUGAUCCGAGGUUUUCUUUACGGUUUUUAUUCUCUUUUAUAUUCAGCGCAUGCGCGGUAGCCCUUCGUAAGUGCGUUGCCAGCUAUCUACAGUACUUGAAUAGAGAAGCGUCCAGUGGCUGUGCUGCAGAAAAACAGAUCAGUCCAAUAAGAUACAACAUUCAGAGACAUGCUUGCUUUUUUAUACAUGGAUAUACAACGUUUUUUUGUUUUGUUUUUUACAGGAGAGGAAGUGCAAGGGGGGGCAAACAGAGAGACUGAAGGGGUCACAGGAGACGGAGAGAUGAAGCCAGAGACAGGAGAGGAAGUGCAAGGGGGGACAAGCAGAGAGACUGAAGGGGUCACAGUGACAGGAGACAAAAAGUUAGAGACAACUCCAGGAGAGGAAGUGCAAGGGGGGACAAACAGAGAGACUGAAGGGGUCACAGGAGACGGAGAGAUAAAGCCAGAGACAAGAGAGGAAGUGCAAGGGGGGGCAAGCAGAGAGACUGAAGGGGUCACAGGAGACGGAGCGAUAAAGCCAGAGACAGAGAGUCCUAAACCUGUGGUGAUUAUAAAGCCUGAUACACAGGUGUUCAGAGAAGAGACUGUGACUUUCAGGUGUGAAAUACAGGAAGGAGGAGAAACUGAGUGGACGUACGACUGGUAUAGGGACAAUAACACAUUCAACCCAUCCCACACAACACAGGAGUUCAUCAUCAGUGAUUAUGACAGUGGUGAAUACACCUGCAGAGGGAGGAGAAGUAACUCUCAGAUCUCAAAGACGAGUGAUCCUGUUACACUCACUGUAUCAGCGAUUACCAACAAGUGGCUAAAUGGGACUACAGACGCUGUCUGGGAUAUUAAACACCAUCACACUGAACAGGAAAACUCCUCUACUACAGCCUCGUGGAUGGGCCAAGAUGGCAGCUGA
Messenger RNA from Ictalurus furcatus (blue catfish), 956 nucleotides. RefSeq lists its product as uncharacterized. The record is from RefSeq and is a predicted model, not a curated record. Gene Ontology annotation, molecular function: transmembrane signaling receptor activity. Lineage: Eukaryota; Metazoa; Chordata; Actinopteri; Siluriformes; Ictaluridae. Gene Ontology annotation, biological process: cell surface receptor signaling pathway. The transcript has 6 exons. The coding region runs from base 213 to 956 and encodes 247 amino acids.